AAAAGAUUGUAUUAUACGAUAAACGUGAGAAUUCAGUCGUAAUUCCGCCGGAGCCUCCGUGCUAACUGAUCCCAGCCAUGCGGUGUAAACAGACCUGUCGAGUAUAUACUAACGCCAACGCGGCGGUAAUACUGGGUAUCGAGGAAUGGGAGGAGGGGGCAGAGCUUGCAUUAAGCGACUACAACAAGAAACAUGGGACUGACUUGGAGCUUGUGAGGGUAUUGGAAGGCAAGGUAUGGUGUAUGGAUACCAUUGGUGUUGGCGUUGAUUUUACGGAAAUCCGCAGGCUUUGGAAGCAUUCCAAUUUUGUGGCUAGGCGGAAAAAGGCGGGUCCCACUAACAAAAAUCAACUCCUGUUCUUCGCUGAAUCAUAUCGCGAAAAAAGUGAGCUUAAGCACACUAAAUUGUCUCUCGUGGAGCCCUCUUAUUAUUCAGGGGACAAAAUUGUUGAAGGAAGCAAUAUUAUUCAUGGAUAUGGUUGUACUUGUGCAUCUUGCAUUUGGUGUCCGAGACCAGGAUUUCGUGCUGGAUUUUAUCCCGUAAAAAAGAACUGCGAGUCGAUCAUAUUGUCCGAACAAGAUGCCACCGAAUUUGCAGAAUUUGCAAUACAGGACUACAAUGAGAAACAUGGAAUAAAUUUGAAGCUCGAAAGGGCUCUGGAAUGCAAUAGUUUUGAAUGCACUGGUCUUUUAAUGGACUUCACUAAAAAGAAGACAACUUGGGUGCAUAUGAACUUAGUGGCAAGUGUGGGCCCCAAAGAAGAAUUACACGUUUUGUUUGCCGAGUUCUAUUUAUCGGAUGUUGCUGAUGACGAGUAUGUGCUUGCGACAUUGGCACCGGUGGAUGCUUCUGAGGAGUAUUGUGUCACUAAAAGAGAUGGGCUGUGGUGUCGUUUCUGCCCAGACGAGAUUCGUCAUCCAAUGAAAGGGCGUUUCUGUGUGCUGGAAGAAGACCGUGAAUUGUGCUUCGACUAACUGAAUGGUUGCUUGUCUUACUUUGUGUUAUGACUUAUCACAUGAUGAUUUUAUGGUGAGUGCUUCUGAUCAAAUGAACUCUGAAAUGAAAACUCUUUUUGCAAGUCAUUGGGCUCCAAAUUGUUCGUGCUAGUGUUGCCAUGGCUGCAAGAGAUGUGAUUGAUUAUUGUUUAGUGUUCAUAAUAUGGUAAAUUCUAUUUUUGUUCAUCAGGGGCUCCAAUGGCUCUUAUUGAGGCUUAAAUUUUUUUUUUCUUGUUUAGUUGUGUUUAAGAGGUAUAUACUAAUACCACAAAUCAUUAUUGUAUACUCAAGUGACAGAGUUGGUUAUUUUUAAUUAUAUGUUUUGUUUAUACAUAACUGGAGUACUCAUGAUUAUUUUGCAUAAUAUUCAUUGAUUUCUAUUUGCUAUUUUUUUUAAUAGUUGAUUUAAU
This is a messenger RNA of Striga asiatica, 1405 nucleotides long. Lineage: Eukaryota; Viridiplantae; Streptophyta; Magnoliopsida; Lamiales; Orobanchaceae. The record is from the annotation of a GenBank genome assembly.